UAGAGUGCAAACCUGAUCCAUGCAUCCAGACUUAUUAUGUGUUCAGGAUGAAUUGGAUUUAUCGGACUUUUUAUUUCAUUUUCUUACUUACUUCCGUUUACAGUGAAUGUGUGACUCAGAUCUAUGAAAAUACAUUCUUCCAAGGAGGAGACCUCACUACAGUUUUUACACCGAGUGCCAAUUACUGCCAAAUAGUGUGUACUUACCAUCCUACCUGUCUGCUCUUCACCUACUUGCCAGCGACAUGGACUAAAGAUCCUGCAAAAAGGUUCUCCUGCUAUUUAAAAGACAGUGAUACAGAAAUGCUGCCGAAAGUGGAUAUGGAAGGAGCUAUCUCUGGACAUUCGUUAAAACAGUGUAACCAAAUUAGUGCUUGCAGCCCAGAUGUCCACGUAGGACUGGAUAUGGAAGGGAAUAUUUUCGAUAUUACUAUGGCUGGCAGCUAUCAAGAGUGUCAAAAACGAUGUACCAAUGACAACCGUUGUCAUUUUUUUACAUAUGCCUCUGAAACAUUUCAUAAUGCAAGCUUUUGUAAAAAAUGCUUAUUGAAACAUACCAGUGUAGGAAUUCCAACCAACAUAAAGGUGCUUGAUGAGGUUGUGUCUGGAUUCUCUCUAAAGCCAUGCCAGCUUUCUGAAUUAGAUUGUCAAAUGGACAUUUUUGAAGAUCAAGUGUUUUCAGGAAUUAAUAUUACAAGUUUUUUCACUCCUGAUAUUUCUGUCUGCCAAACUAUUUGUACAUAUUUUCCAAAGUGCUUGUUCUUUACAUUUUUUACCAGGAAAUGGCAAAUAGAAUCUCAAAGAAAUCUUUGCCUUCUGAAGACAUCAACAAGUGGAAUUCCAGAGGAACUCAUAUCACAAGAAAAUGCUGUAUCAGGCUUUGGCCUCCUAAAUUGCAGAAGAUCUCUUCCUGCCUGCAAUUCUCGCACUUACAUGCAGAUGGAUUUUUUGGGAGAUGAACUUACUGUCACUUAUACUAAAGGACACAGAGCCUGUCAGCAGGUUUGCACAGACAUGAUCCGCUGCCAAUUUUUUUCCUAUUCUCUCCUCCAAGAUUCAUGCAAUGAAGAAGGAAAGUGUGAGUGUCACCUAAGAAUGUCCUCAAAUGGAUCUCCAGUGAAAAUAGUGCAUGGACCAGGAAGUAUCUCUGGAUACUCACUAAGAUUAUGCAAAAAAAAGGCCAGUACUGUGUGUAUGCAGCAUUCUGCAAGAACAAUUAGGAUCGUUGGUGGGACAGACUCCUCCCCUGGUGAAUGGCCGUGGCAGGUCAGCUUGCACGCCAGGCUGUCUCGCCAGAGACACCUGUGUGGGGGCUCCAUCAUCAGCAACCAGUGGAUCCUCACAGCUGCUCACUGUGUCACGAGUCUAGAGAAUCCCAACAUUUGGCGUAUUUAUGCUGGCAUUUUAAGACAAUCAGAAAUAAAUGAGGAUACACCCUUCUUCAAAGUGGAAGAGAUUAUUGUUCACUCUCAGUAUGAAUAUGCACAGAUUGGAUAUGACAUCGCUUUAAUGAAACUUGCUGAGCCUAUGAAUUUUACUGAUCUUCAACAACCUAUCUGCCUGCCAUCAAAAGAAGACACUAACAUAUUUUAUACUGAAUGUUGGGUAAUUGGAUGGGGUUACAGAAAAGAAAAAGGUCGGGUACAAGAUAUUCUUCAAAAGGCUCCUGUUCCCUUCAUGUCAAAAGAGGAAUGCCAGGCAAGGUACCGGAAGCGCAGAAUAGGUGACAAAGUGAUCUGUGCUGGCUACGAUGAAGGAGGAAGGGAUGCUUGUAAGGGAGAUUCAGGAGGGCCACUGUCAUGCAGGCACGAGGAGGUGUGGUAUCUGGUGGGCAUCACCAGCUGGGGCGAAGGGUGUGCUCGCCCCAGGCAGCCGGGAGUCUACACCAAAGUUGCUGACUAUGCAGACUGGAUUCUAGAAAAAACGACAUAGUAUGAGCAUUACUGACUCACUCAAAAUGUUGCUGUGGAAUAACAACCCUCAGAGCAAUGGCAUAAAGCGUAUUAGUGCUUUUUCAAUGGUGGUUUUUGUUAGCCUGGAGUGUACUUGUUUUAAAAUGCAGAAAAUCAGGAAUGAAUGAAUUUUCCUAUUACUAAAUAAAAAAGCAGUAAUAACAAUAAACUCUGUGAUCACUGAUUUGGCGGAAGAAAAUAUGGCUGAGCCACAGAGUUCUUCUGUUCUUGCUAGCAUAAAACGGGAGUGGAUGAUGUUGCAGGACAUGUAUGGACCUUGGAGCUGGGAGCUACUUCUGUCUUAGGAGGUUGCCACACAACAAAAAGAAAUUUCCCUCUCUUGUCUGAAUGUAGUUAAAAUGGGUGAACCAGUUAGAAGCUUACUGGAGGGCUGGGGGAAGGGAAGCUGAGGCAUGGAAAUGCCUACACAGUUGCAUUCCUCUAGUUUCCCUGGGAAAUUAACCAAAAAUGUGUCACUACUAAGCAAGAAAACAAACCCAGAGGUCUUGGCAGAGGGACACACGUGAAUGCAGACACCACCAAGCCCAGUCCAUGCUGGAAAAUCCCAUCCUGCUUUUCCCAGCAGUCUGCCAAGGGUUUGCACAAAUGUGGUUUACCAUUGUGCUGUGAUCUCCACUGGGCUUUGAUCUUCUCAGGACCAAGUCAGGGAGCUCGAGCCUGACCCUUAGGGUGCCUGCAGGUUACCAAACACCCAUGUUAUCUGCUCGAGGCACACAGAACACAAACAGUGGAAGGCAUAAGAUACUUUUUUUUUUCCUACAUUGCUGCUCUCCAGACUUUUUGCAUUCCCAGCUGCAAGGUCACUUGAGUGUGUUUACAGUUCCCACCAGUCUUCCACUUUUAACCAACCCAUUGCUCUCAAUGAGCUGUCACCUACAUUAUUCUAAUUUCUGUGGAUAAUUUUGUGAUGAGAAGGAUAAUGAGGGUCAACUUCUCUUGAGGAAGAAUAUCCAGAAAAUCAAUAAAAGGAUCCCCCCCAAGAUAUAUUUUU
Molecule: messenger RNA, 2963 nt
Organism: Vidua macroura (Pin-tailed whydah)
Lineage: Eukaryota; Metazoa; Chordata; Aves; Passeriformes; Viduidae
Product: plasma kallikrein-like
Exons: 15
Coding region: 48-1931 (627 amino acids)
Biological process (GO): proteolysis
Cellular component (GO): extracellular region
Molecular function (GO): serine-type endopeptidase activity; protein binding
Source: RefSeq, a predicted model, not a curated record